Molecule: messenger RNA, 2957 nt
Organism: Trematosphaeria pertusa
Lineage: Eukaryota; Fungi; Ascomycota; Dothideomycetes; Pleosporales; Trematosphaeriaceae
Exons: 3
Coding region: 369-2822 (817 amino acids)
Biological process (GO): carbohydrate phosphorylation; N-glycan processing to lysosome
Cellular component (GO): Golgi apparatus
Molecular function (GO): UDP-N-acetylglucosamine-lysosomal-enzyme N-acetylglucosaminephosphotransferase activity
Source: RefSeq, a predicted model, not a curated record
GCCCAGGCGCCUCUUUUCGUCUGCACAGCUGAGCACCGCGCCGUCAGUCAGCGAAGGGGAGGCUUCAUGCAUUUCUGGAACAUGGCCAUAUCAGGGGAUCAUUCGUCAUUGACGCGGCGGGCGGCACACGACUGCAUCCCGCUUUGGGAAUUCCGCAUCGCGCCUAUACUAUGCCACGCCUCUAUCAAAAGCUCCUCGGCCUGCCUUGACUUCUCGUCGUCACGCUCUCUACGAGGUUGCGGUUUCGUUCCUUCUUUCCUUACCGCGGUCGCUCCUUCUUUUCUUGUCCCGGUCGUUCCUUCUUUCCUUGUCCCGGCCGUUCCUUCUCUCAUUGCCCCCGCCGUGCCUUCCUUCCUUUGCCGCCCGCCAUGCUCGGCCACUCGUACCCGCCGUACCGCCAGCGACGCUCUUUUCAGAAGCACUACUACGCUCUCUUCGCCAUUCUCCUUUUUGUCGUGUGGCAGUCGGGCACCCUCUCGCGCGUACGGCAUGUGGACUCCGAAUUGGACAGUACCGACCGGCAGGGCAUAAUUCUCCGCACGUCGCCAGAGCAGAUCGAUGAACAGCUCAGCGAACAGUCUGGAGAAUCGGCCCAUAUCGUGAACUCGUAUGGCCACCACACCCACCCGCGGCCGAACCAGCAAGACCAGGUCGAGCAUCAUGGCGACUUCUAUUCUUCUCCUUCACCAUUGCCCCGGGAUACCCCACUUGCGAACAAUGCCCCACUACCGCCAAAGGACAACGCAAAAGCGCCAGGAACCCCUCGGGAGGAGGAUACCGACGAGCACGACACCGACGGCAUUGAGACGAUUCGCGGGCAUAAUGCAGACAGUGUCGAGCAUGCCGCAAAGUUGACGCACCCAGAUGACGACGAUGGCCAUCUCUCCGAUUUCGAGCAUCCCACAUUCCAAGCAGAUUCACAAGAGCGGCUGCGUCAGAACGGCGUGGUCGACGAGAUUCUGAAUGCGGACCACCCCUCCAAGGAUAACAGGGAUAAGUCUGGCGACGCUUCGGAUGACGAGACGGACGUGGAAGAGCCAGCACAAGCCAACGAAGAUAUUCAGUACCCAAUCCAGACUCUCAAAGCGAUGACACCGUGGACAGAGACGUACACCUUUCCUUCCUGGGACGAAUGCGAGAGCGUCAAGGAGAAAGCCGACGAUCUUCCGGACAUGCUUCAUGUGCCGUUCGAGCAAUCCGUCAAAGACGUUAUGCUUGAAGGCUGGGAGGACGAAUGGAUCGCAAAGGCUCGGUACACGGGCCCGAAGCUCCGGGAGCCUAAGAUUGACUUCGUCUACAAUUGGGUAAACGGGUCGCAGCAAGAACUGCGGAACACCAUGCACCCGUACGAACUCAACUCGUCGCUCAAUGAUCCAGAAGGCGAAUGGGUCGCCUCGCACGGCACCAACCGCUACCGCGAAUGGGAUGAGCUCCGUUACUCCAUGCGAAGUGUCGAAAAGUAUGCCGGUUCCUUCACCAACCGCAUCCAGAUCCUGGUCAAUGCUUUCCAGAACCCUUCUCAAGAUAGUCAUCCUGUGACCAUGGGCAAGCAACGACCUCUCUGGCUCAAGGAAAACUUGGACAAGGUUCAGGUCCUUUCUCAAGAGGAGUUCUUCGGCCCAGAAGAGAGGAAGUGCCUGCCCACCUUUGACUCUCUCACCAUCGAAAAUCAGCUCUACAACACCAAAUCCGAGACUGAUAGGAUGUUCGCACUGUCAGAUGACAUGAUCCUCGGUAAACCUCACUCGGCCUCGGACCUCUAUUCUCCUCUCUUUGGUCCUACCAUGGGCUUCAAGGACAAUGCAUACAACACGUUGAAGCCUCCGACUGAGGAAGAUGCGCAGCGAUUCGGCGAGAAACCGUUCCUCAUCUACACUUCUUGGCUACUGAACCGACGCUUUGGCGCCCGCAAGCGAAAGGGUCAGGUACACUUUGGUCACUCGUUGUCUCGAAGCAUUGCCAAGGAGGCCAUCACGAGCUUUCCAAGACCAGCCCUACGAAGCGCCUUCCAACGGUUCCGGGGUGAGACUGGCUUCCAAAUUUACUCCUGGUACGUCAUGUUCCACUACACCAUGGAGCGACACCGGGAGGCGCUGCUUUGGAGCUAUAUCAUGCUCCGCGGCGACGCCGACGACGAUGGCUACCUGAGCUGGAACGAACGCAAGAAGAUGCUUCGCGAGCUCGCAGAGGGAAUGGGCAACGAGACUCCCGAGCAGUUCCGUCGCAGGAUAUACUAUCGCAUGGGUGACCACCUCGAGGAAGCUGGUCUUCAGCCUCCCAAAGUCAACACCGACGUACUUUGGACAUCUCUGGACGGCCCUAUAAUGAUCAAAGACCUUGACUGCGAUGCGUUCGAUACGGAGGACUGCUUGGCACCGGGGUUCUCGCUACGGUCAAGCGAUGCAACAGCCCGCUCCCCCGUAUUCUCCUCAGCUGCAAUCUUUGACCGAGUUGCGCGGGAAUCGCCGCGCUGUGGUGACUGCCUGCUCAAGCUCAUCCUAAACAGGAGGCGAUCGGGCUUGGGGACGCUGCUGCCCCAUCCAGUCAAGAAGCCCGAGCAACGAGCCACCGUCAUCAAGGCGUUGAUGAAGUAUCAAUACACCAUCGUCAACCCGGACUCCGCCUUCUACAUGGUGACAGAUGCGGAGCAGGCCGAGCAUGUGCUCCUGAAGCCGUAUCUGAAGCACAACAAGAAGGCUGGUCAGAUAUGCCUGAAUGACGAUGUCGUAACGCAAGAUGAGCAGGAGCUCGAGCAGCUGAAGAAGGUGAUGAGCGCACUGUUUGAGGGCUUACUGCCUGAGCGGUCGAGCUUUGAGAUGUGACUAAUGCACUGACCUAGAUUUCCUUUCCCCUUCAGCCCACAUUCUGCAUGUAGAUAGACGUUUCGCGACGAACAAUAGAUUUCUCAUUAAAAAUUCAAUCCGAAGCGCAAUAGGGCCGACUUGCGCAUUGAGACG